Messenger RNA from Triticum turgidum subsp. durum (durum wheat), 567 nucleotides. The record is from the annotation of a GenBank genome assembly. Lineage: Eukaryota; Viridiplantae; Streptophyta; Magnoliopsida; Poales; Poaceae.
AUGGCCUACAGCUGCCACCAAUUCGCUCGAUCAGCGAUGGCGGACAGAGUGACGAAUCUGGCGUCGCAGCGGGCGGUGGUGAUCUUCGGAGCGAGCAACUGCUGCAUGUGCCACGCGGUGAACACACUCUUCACAGAGCUGGGCGUGAGCUGGACGGUGCACGAGCUGGACAAGGACCCCCGCGGGAAGGACGUCGAGAGGGUGCUCGUUGGCAUGGUCGGACGCAACCCGCCUGCGCCGGCCGUCUUCAUCGGCGGCAGAAGAGUGACGAAGCUCGCGUCGCAGCGGGCGGUGGUGAUCUUCGGGGUGAGCAACUGCUGCAUGUGCCACGCGGUGAAGACGCUCUUCACGGAGCUGGGCGUGAGCUGGGUGGUGCACGAGCUGGACAAGGACCCCCGCGGGAAGGACGUCGAGAGGGCGCUCGCCGGCAUGGUCGGACGGAGCCCGCCCGUGCCUGCGGUCUUCAUCGGCGGCAGGCUCGUCGGCCCCACCGACAAGGUCAUGACGCUGCACCUCAGUGGCCAGCUGGUGCCGCUCCUCCGCCAGGCCGGCGCCCUUUGGCUCUGA